This is a messenger RNA of Xenopus laevis (African clawed frog), 2195 nucleotides long. RefSeq names its product cholesterol 25-hydroxylase S homeolog (gene ch25h.S). Gene Ontology annotation, molecular function: iron ion binding. NCBI's taxonomy places the organism in Eukaryota, Metazoa, Chordata, Amphibia, Anura, Pipidae. The transcript has a single exon. The record is from RefSeq and is a predicted model, not a curated record. The coding region runs from base 139 to 960 and encodes 273 amino acids. Gene Ontology annotation, biological process: lipid biosynthetic process. Gene Ontology annotation, cellular component: membrane.
AGAAGGAAACUAUUUGGUGUGAGUGGAAAGCAGUGGGUGGAAUUCCCCGGGUCCAUAUAGGGAGAGUGGGAGGGAGGGGAGGGUGGAGCUGCGCUACUAUAACAGCAGAGCUGAGAGCAAUGUCAGACUCAGAUUAAUAUGAACGACACACAAGGAGGCACAAGUGCAAAGCUCCCCGGUAGCCACCAGCCGGGCUCCCUCCUCCUGCAGCCCAUGUGGGACCUGAUCCUGAGUCAGGAGCAAUGGAUUCGCUCUCCCUUCUACCCAGUUCUCUUCUCCUUCUCAGUCUAUGUGGCUUUCUGUGUCCCUUAUCUCAUCCUGGACUGUCUGGCACCCUGGGUACCGGUGCUGAAACGUUGCCAGAUCCAGCAGCGCACUAACACCUCCCUGGGGAUGAUGGUCCACUGCUUGGCAUAUACAGUCUAUAGCCACCUGGUGUUUAUCUUCCCGGCCACAGUCGCCUAUUGGUACUGGAGACCAGUGACGUUGCCCAAUGGGGCCCCUCAGCUCCACCGGCUCCUGAUGGACGUUAUCUCCUGCCUGUUGCUCUUUGACUUCCAGAGCUUCAUCUGGCACCUGGUGCACCACAAGAUCCCCUGGUUGUACAAGAACUUCCACAAGAUGCACCACAAAUACACCUCCACCUUUGCACUGGCCACUCAGUACUCCGGCGCCUGGGAGACGCUCUCCCUUGGCAUCUUCGCUGGGGUGACCCCUAUAGUGUUGGGGUGCCAUCCAAUGACUGAGAUGGUUUUCUUCAUCGUCAACAUUUACCUGUCAGUAGAGGAUCAUUCAGGCUACGACUUGCCCUGGUCCUCCCACAAGCUGGUACCCUUUGGACUUUGCGGGGGACCCGGGCACCACGAUCUCCAUCACCAGAAGUUCAACUACAACUAUGCCCCUUACUUUACCCACUGGGAUAAGCUCUUCAACACACUUGCCAAGCAACCCAGCAAGUAACGGCACUGAAGCUAUUUCAUUGGUCCAGAACAUUUCCCAAAAAUGAACUGCUGUGAACCUGAGACUGACAUGUUCUUCAAAGACUUAAAUGGGUUGUAGCAACUGCAAGAGAAGCACUUACUGCCCUCUGUGUUCUACCCACUGUGAUGUUAUUUAUUAUGGGACUUGUAUAUUUGUAUAUUUGUAUAUAGAAUAAUUUAUUUAUACAGCUAUGGACUAAUAUAUAUCUGUACAACUGGCACCUAGAGCAGCAGGUCUUGCCCUUAGCCAGGUUUAACCCUCUCUGAUGUGAUACAGUUUGCUGGCAAAUCUGUAAGUCCCAGUUAUCCUCGACUUGCAGAGGAUGCUGGGAAAUGUAGUAUUUAUUCCACUGCUGAGCAGUGUAUUAGCCUUGCCUUGUAAGCACAAUAAUAAUCAAGGAUCUGAUGAAGCAAAAGGGGAAAUUAAGGUUUAACUUAGAAGUGGCAGCUGCUGAACUACAACUCCCAGCAUGCACAGCAGCAUUCAUAUUUAAAGAGGUAGUUCGAUGAGCAUGUGGACGCACUGCCUGCUCCACCACUGAAAUGAGAGGUCCAGCAAGUGAAUAAUAGAAGGUCAUUGGUAUGUAGGGAGCUGAUGUUUCAUUGGAUGGAAGUGAAUUACAGAAGGUUAUUGGUAGGUGAGAAGCCAAUGGGUGAAUAGAAUGUAAGUGAUUAGUAAGUUAAUAACAGAAGGUUAUUGGUACGUAGGGAACAGAAGGUUAAAUAGGAUGUAAGUGAGGAAUUGGGGAAUAAAAAAAGUGAUUGGUAGGUGAGUAGCCAAUGGGGAAUGGUAUGUGCCUGUUGUGCCUGGGGGACCCUAAGAGGAACAUGGGAUGUGCUGCUUAUAAUAAAGCAAGAACAAAUAUAAUGGAUUUGCCAUUAGGACAAAGAAAUUCCUAAAACUGGAGACUGCAGACCUUGAACUCCCAGAAUCCUUCUUGUUGCUGAGGAUGCUGGGAGAUGUAGUGUCUAUAAACUGUGUUCAUGCAAUGACUGACUGCUCUGAGCUACUGAACUUCAUUUACAAGUUGUGUCCCUCCAGCUGUCAUCAGACUGCACCCUCCAGCACCCACUCCGCUGUGAGGUGCAGUUCAGCAUCAGCUGGAAAGUCGCAAAAAGUUAAAGAUUCUACUAAUUUGUGCUGUUAUGUGAAUCACUGAUGCACAUCACUAUUUAUUUUGUAAUUUAAUAAACAAAUGCUAUUUUAUUUAUAAA